AUGGUUUUAUCUCUCGACAGUGUUCCUGAAGAGAUACUCCACACUAUCCUAUGCUACAGCCACCCCUGUUCUGCGGCUGCUUUGCAGCAGACAGCCCAUCGAUUCGAACGUGCUACCAGCGAGCCUCUAUUGUGGCGGUUUUACUGCCAAGUGUAUUUCCAGUACUGGGACAGCACACAUGAUAUACUACAAAAAUUGUCGGCUCCCACCCAUGCGGUAGACUGGAAGGCCUUAUAUGUAUCUAGGCAUCUGACGGACUGCACUGCUAGUCAUCUGCUGGACAGUAUCCUUGCGGGACAAACGGGGAGAAUCGAAAAGUUCCAUGCACUUAUCGACCUUGGGUAUGAUGUUAAAGAUACACUUAUAAGGAACAUCUCAUCAGAAUUAGAGACAGAUGACCAUCUAGCAAGAAGGUAUUAUGGCAAGGUGCUCCUGACCUGUCUACACCGGAGUAUUGCGUUGCCAAUAUGGGCUAAACUAAGGAAUGGUGGGAAUGUAGCACUGGAACGAGCACUGGGCGCUUUCGACCUUUUCAUACCAGAGAGCGGAUAUGGAAGCCUUGACGAAAUAACUAACAAGCUGGAUGAAAUCGUUGGACGACUUUCCUCAUCAUACCCUAGUAUAAAUAUGCUCACAACUCGCGAUAAGGCGAGGACUAUCGCAGUAUAUUUGAAGUCAAACAACCUGACUGGUAUUCAACCAGAUAAGGAGUAUCAUUGCCUAGAGCACAAUUUCUUGGGUGUCGCACUGAAUGACCCGAACCAUAAUUCGCUCCCCCUGGUGUCUGCGGCUAUAUAUUGCUAUGUUGCGCAGAGGCUUGGCCUAAAUGCUCGACCUUGUGGGUUCCCUUUCCAUGUCCAUGUUAUUGUCAAACCUCCACCAGGACUGGAUGUAAAUGGCAAUGUGCUGGGGCCCGGAGUUUGUGGAGAUCCUAUUUAUAUGGACCCAUUUCGCUCAGAUAGAGAGACGCCAGUCACCAAUCUGCAAAGCCAGCUGAACUAUUUGGGGGCAUCUACCGUCGAACAGUCGACCUUUCUAGGCGAAUCUCGGACCUCGGAAAUCGUUUUAAGGUGCAGCAAGAAUAUAUUGAAUUCGGUCCAGCGCAUGCCUCAGUAUCUAGAUGUGCAUUUAGAAGCAGUGGAUACUGUUAGUGCGAAGUACGCUGCCCUUUGGUCAACAAUGCUUCUUUCUGACCCCUCUCGGCCGGCCGAGUUUCGACAUCAUUUACCUUGGCUAAUGGAGUUAUUUGCCACGGAGUUUCCAUCUGAUAUAUACCUUGUCGAACAGUAUGUAGUCCCGAUAUUUCGUGGGUUGCUCGAAUAUGAGCAUAUUCUAGAAAGUCUCCACAUCAUGCGGGCCGUGGACGAGAUUCCAAAGCAGGUGAAACGACGUUUUCCUGGUCGAUGCGAUGUGAAGUACCGCAUUGGUCAGGUUUUCCGACACCGCCGGUAUAACUACAUAGCUAUCAUAACCGGUUGGGACACUGAAUGCGAUGCAGGCGAGCAGUGGAUGAGGAGGAUGGGGAUUGAUCGUUUGCAGGGAGGAAGGCAUCAAAGCUUCUACCACGUUCUCGUCGAGGAUAGAAGUGUGCGGUAUGUGGCGGAGGAGAACAUUGAGCUUCUGGUUCCCGAUAUCUCUGAGCUCCCUACAAACCUUACUGCAGUCGCAGGGAGGCAUUUCAGGCGAUGGAACGAAGCGACUCGAUCUUUUGUGAGCAACAUCAAAGACGAGUAUCCUGAUGAUUGA
This is a messenger RNA of Aspergillus nomiae NRRL 13137, 1746 nucleotides long. RefSeq names its product F-box domain protein. Gene Ontology annotation, molecular function: DNA binding; protein binding. The coding region runs from base 1 to 1746 and encodes 581 amino acids. The transcript is spliced from 4 exons. The record is from RefSeq and is a predicted model, not a curated record. Lineage: Eukaryota; Fungi; Ascomycota; Eurotiomycetes; Eurotiales; Aspergillaceae.